Molecule: messenger RNA, 1767 nt
Organism: Plasmodium vinckei vinckei
Lineage: Eukaryota; Apicomplexa; Aconoidasida; Haemosporida; Plasmodiidae
Product: DnaJ protein, putative
Exons: 1
Coding region: 1-1767 (588 amino acids)
Biological process (GO): response to heat; protein refolding
Cellular component (GO): cytoplasm
Molecular function (GO): ATP binding; heat shock protein binding
Source: RefSeq, a predicted model, not a curated record
AUGUUGCCAUUGAGAAUUUUGAGAAAAGCGCGCAACAAUAAUUUAAUUUUUAAACGAAAUAUAUUUACACAAAUAUUAAGAGGCAACAAAAAUAAUAAUAAAGUAGCAUUGUUUCCAUGGGAAAUCGGUAACAAUAAGUUCUCUGACGACAUACCUUUUUAUUUUCGUGGACGACGAAAUAUACACCUUUCAAGAAGGGCAUCUAAUCAAGACCCUUACACAGUACUAGGAUUAUCAAGAAAUGCUACUACAAAUGAAAUAAAAAAACAGUUUCGCUUAUUAGCGAAAAAGUAUCACCCUGAUAUUAAUCCCUCUCCAGACGCCAAACAGAAAAUGGCUGAUAUUACAGCAGCAUAUGAAUUAUUAUCUGAUCCUAAAAAAAAGGAAUUUUAUGAUAAAACAGGAAUGGCAGAUGAUUCAAAUUACAGUAAUCAUGCUUCAUCAAAUUUUGAAGGUGCAUUUUCUGGAUUUGGAGAUGCAUCUUUCAUGUUUACAGAUUUUGCUGAAAUGUUUACAAACAUGGCAGGAAAUAAAAAUAGUUCAACGAGAGGGGAAGACAUACAAACAGAAAUAACAUUAAAGUUUAUGGAAGCAAUAAAAGGAUGUGAAAAAAAUAUAAGAUUAAAUGUAAAGGUAUCAUGCAAUAAUUGCAAUGGGUCAGGGAAAAAACCGGGUACUAAUUUAACAAUAUGUAAAGUAUGUAACGGUUCAGGGGUUCAACGAAUGGAAAGAGGCCCAAUAAUCAUCGGAGUCCCAUGCCGAACCUGUUCAGGUAAUGGGCAAAUUAUUAAUAACCCGUGUAAACAUUGCUCAGGUAGUGGGGUAAAAUUUCAAACAAAAAAUAUAACAUUAGAUAUACCACCUGGAAUUAAAAAAGGUAUGCAAAUGAGGAUACCGAAUCAAGGCCAUUCUGGUUAUAGGGGUGGAAAAAAUGGUCAUUUAUUCGUUACUAUUAAUAUUGAACCACAUAAAGUUUUUAAAUGGAUUGAUGAUAAUAUAUAUGUAGAUGUACCUCUAACAAUUAAGCAAUGUUUAUUAGGAGGUAUAGUAAAUAUACCAACACUUAAUGGAAAUAUGGAUCUUCUUAUUAGACCUAAAACUUAUCCUAAUUCUGAAAAAGUUUUAAAGGGUAAGGGCCCAUCUAAAGUCGAUUCGCAUACUAAUGGAGAUCUAAUUGUUAAAUUUAGUCUAAGCAUCCCAGAAAAAUUAACACAACGACAAAUCGAGCUCAUCGAAGAAUUUAACAGAAUAGAGCUUAAUCUUCCCAACCCACAGGCCGCUAAUAAUUCCAACAAUAAUGACCAAAAAAUUAAUAUAAACAAUUAUAACAAAAAUGAUAAUACUAAUACUACUAGAAAUGGUAGUGGAAGUAAUGAGAAUAAAUAUUCAAAUAAUUAUUCAAAAGAUAUUGAUGAAAAUAUUCCUAAACCUCCCAAAUCUGCUAUGUACAAUAAAAAAAUCUCAAAUUUUGAAAAUAAAAAUGAUUCUAAUAUACCUAUACCACCAUUACCCCCCAAAUCAGGUGCAUCUAAUACUUUCAAUAGUACCACCGGAUCGUCCAUGAAUAAUUCUACUAUUCAUUAUGAAAAUACAUAUAAUGGGGAUGAUGUGAAAAAAAGCAAACAUUAUACCUUUAAUAAUAAUGAAGAAAAUAAUAACGAAACUGGCCGAAGCCAAAAUAAAAACAGAGAUUCUGAAAAUUUAUCAGAAUCUACUUUGUCAUCUGCAAAAAAAUGGUUUAUUGAUAAGUUGAAGCCGACGAACUAA